AGGAACCGGUUUGCUGUUGCCUCUUGUGCGCCUCAGCGGACGUUGGAACGUCAGUCGCCAGUAUGCCGAUAGCCAGGAGGGCUUGGCUCAACUGGAUCGUCGCCCUGCAAGCGCUGGCGGUGGCGAUCGUGUUCGCGUGCUCCAGAGAGUGCUUCUGCGUGCCAAUCGUAACUCCGUCGAAGGGCAGGACCCGCUUCGCCAACAUCUCCAUCCACAGGAACCAGCCACCCCGUAAGCCUUUGCCUAGCUUGCACAAACUCAACACUUCUUGCCUUCAGGACCACACCUUCUGCGAAAGUCUCCCUGGGUAUCCAAAGGAGCUCGUGACGAGCGUGAUGCAGCUGCGUGGUGCACCAUUCCGGAACUACUUCGCGGAAGUGGACCGCGACGAGGCGCUGCUGGACGACCUAGCGCCGCCAUCGUCCGAGCAGCGGGUGCGCGUGCCCUUCGGCAGCGACGUGGACGAAGCGCAGGUGUGCGACGUCCGCGUCGAGGUGCGCUACCCGCGCUUCGGCGUCGACAAGGACGGCGACAUGCGCCUCAUCGUCAACGACGGUGGUGACUUCAAGCAGCCCGUGCGCGUUGAAGUCUGCAGAAACGAAGGCGGCACAUGCGACCGGAUACACGACAUGCUGCCGGCCGGCCACUCGACUCGCUGUGCCACCAAAUACGUGAACCGGGUCCUUGUGGCGCUCUUCACCGAAGACAACCGUGUCGAGCCCAAGCCGACCAAGUUUGCCUUCCCAGCGGCAUGCGUCUGCUACGUGCGCACCUAUUACUACCCGAGCAAAGUGUGACAAAAGAAAAAAACAAGAAAGCAAAGAAAAGCCGUGCUCUGUGCGCCGCUGAUGAUGGACUGCAUUUGGCAGCGCGUUCGCGGUACGCGGAGAUCUUGUGGUCCCCAACAAGGCCACGAAGCCACCGACGGCCCAGCCCUAUGCCGGCGCUAGGACCACGACAGCUGCACCGUACCACGCUCUGUAUCGCGCGGACGAUGUCGGCUCCGAGCCACAUGCGUGCUAUAUAUACGCUGGUUUUGACCCAGGUCUCCCAUACCUGGCACAAUGUUUCGCGCCCCACCACACCUCGUCCAAUCACACUCAAGAUAUACCAUCCCUCCCGCCUCCCAUUUUUGUUUCUUUCUGUAUAUUUUAUUAUGGCAAAGACUGCGUUCCUGAGCGCGCGUUGUAUAAACGGGGGACCUUGGAGGGAAGAGUGCUGUCGCGAUGUAUCGGGGGAGCAAGAAAACAGUGGCAAGUACAAUUGCGCCAGAGAAAGCAAUAGACGGGACGGCCAGUGGACUUGCCAUUCCAUGGAACGGAGGACUCCUCCCGUCUGCUUCUUCCUCUUGUGUGAGUGUCCUCGUAUCUGGACUCGUGGGUGGUAAACGUCAACGAGGCACCUAGAAGACACGCGUGAUGUUUUCGUUUAAAGAUAUGCAGCCCCGCACUGCACCGCAGUCUGUAGCAACUAUGACAAGAAAAAAAAGUAUGCUAGAAAGAAUGAAGUCGCUGUAAAAGAAAUUUGCUUUGCGGUAGGCAAGGACCUAAACAAGUGCACCAAAAGUGCUACAAGCCUUUUUGUCGCUCCUUGUAGGUAUAUUACUCAGUGAAAUUUCUACUGCCUGCGUGCGCAUUUUUCAGGGACCUGUAAAAGGUGCUUGUCGUGUGGGCUUCAUGUGAAAUCAUUUUAAUACUGACGUAAACACGUCGAUCUCUUUAGAUAUUGAGAAAAAAACACCUGAUUAAAUCUGUGUAAUUAAAUAUAGGUAUGCAAAUAUUGGGCAGAAAAGAAGUAGGCGUCUUUACAGUGCGGUGCUUCUUCUUCUUCUUCAUCUUCUAGUACAAUGCUGGAAAAUUUCAGUGCCUUCAUUUUUCAUCACUCUCCUUCAAUAAACAUCGCUUCAUAAUAAGCCUUCA
Molecule: messenger RNA, 1919 nt
Organism: Rhipicephalus microplus (southern cattle tick)
Lineage: Eukaryota; Metazoa; Arthropoda; Arachnida; Ixodida; Ixodidae
Biological process (GO): central nervous system formation; innate immune response
Cellular component (GO): extracellular region
Molecular function (GO): Toll binding; growth factor activity
Source: RefSeq, a predicted model, not a curated record